CGACUCUGUAGUGUUAUUCAAAGACCAUUGCUUUUCAUAUCUGCAAGUGGAUCAAAUGUCAUGUUGUUUUAAUGUUUAUUGGCACUAUGAAGGACAUUUUAUAAGCCUACGUUAACCUCUCUUUUAACAACGGAGAUGACUGAGCACGGUUGCGUGGGAUGUAGUGUUAUAUUUUUGUCCCGCUUUCUGUUCUCAUUUGUGCCUCUCUGCUGCUCCAUGCGUGACGUGACAGCAGGUUACCUUCAAAGAACAACAGACAGGCAGGCUCCCAUGAACCAGUUAAUCGAACUUACAGAGGUUGUAUUUGUGAUUCAGAGCCAGAGGAUCUCCUACCAUGCUCAGAGAGCACAGCAGAGCAGAGAGCAUCUUUUUCACCAAGCACAAACCCUCAACCAGGACUUGCCAGAUGUCUUGUUCCUCCAUGAGCUGUCUGCAUACGAAGGGAACUGGGGGAUUCUUCCUGCUCUGCCUCGUCUGGCCGAAGACUACUGCCAGAGCUCUUUGUGGGUUUACUUCUUGGAGGAGGAGACUGUGAUUGACCUAGCCAGACUGCUGCAGGUGCUUGCCAGGUUCAGCUCAGGCAGGGAGUGGUUUCUGGGCAGGGCACUCCGUGACGAGGCUGCCACAAUCAUCCACCAUUACGCCUUCUCGGAAGAGCCGGCUUCUUUCAGCUACCCUGACUUCGCUGCCGGCUGGGCUCUCAGCUGCGUCCUGGUGAAGAGGCUGGCCAGCUAUAUGAAAUACGAGCCACCCAAGUCUGAUUUCACCAUCGACCUUAAACAUGAGAUUGCCCUGUAUAUUUGGGAGGAGGGCAGAGGACCUGCUCUGACGCCAGUCUACCACUUCUGUUCUGAACUCCACGGCUCCCCCAACACUGAGCACUGUGCGUCCACUGUCAGCUCCUUUCUACCUAGCUGUGGGAAGCCAGUGGCGAGGGAAGACAUCUUUGUAGCAGUGAAGACCUGUCAGAAAUUUCACAGCGACAGAGUGUCAGUGGUGAAGAAGACUUGGGCUAAGGAUGCUGCAUUGCUGGAGUAUUACAGUGACAUCUCUGACCCUGCCAUCCCCACCGUUGACCUGGGAGUGCCCAACACAGAGAGGGGGCACUGUGCCAAGACGUUCGCUAUCUUGCGGAGAUUUGCAUGGGGAGGAGUGACUGGGGCACCAUGGCUGCUCCUCGUGGACGACGACACGUUAAUCAGCUUGAACAGACUCCGCCGGCUCCUGCGCUGCUACAACCCUGGCGAGGCGGUGAGCAUCGGCGAGCGUUAUGGCUACGGCCUCACUAACGGCGGUUACAGCUACCUCAGUGGCGGGGCAGGUAUGGUUUUCAGUAGAGUGACAGUGUCCCGGAUCCUCUCCAGUGGCUGUAGCUGUUACAGUCCGGAUGCUCCAGAUGACAUGGUGUUGGGGAAGUGUCUCAGCAGACUGGGACUGCCAGUCACACACAGCCCACAGUUUCACCAGGCUCGUCCUGACGACUACCCCAAAGAGCUCCUGGUACGCCAGAGCCCCGUCUCCUUUCACAAGCACUGGAACAUCAACCCUAUUGCUGUCUACCAUCAGUGGCUUAUGGACGGCAGGGAAGCAUUUCACCAUCUUUUAACCAGAGAGCGCAAGCAGGAGCUGUAGCUUUCAAGAUAGCUGAUUUAUAUUGCGUGUGGGUGUAAGUUCAGAGCAGAGUUCCUCUACAGAACAGAGUUUUUUUUCUGUGGAGUCAUGCAGUCGAAUUAUGUUUGUUUUUUCAGCACUUUCCCAGUGCCGGGAGGACACUCCUGCCCUACACGUUCACAUUUCAGCAUUUAAAAAAAAAAAAAAAAAGUUUCACAAACUAAAAUAGAUUUAUAGUAAUUUUUAUGCUAAAUUUGUUCAUGUUUUUAAAAUUAUUCUGUCACAUAUGGUUUAUAUUACUUAUUCAUAAAUAAGGCUGUUAUUACACUUUAAAAAUAUUCUUGUAACUCUAUAUUAAAUGCAUAAUUUUGGCUCAUAAUUGGUCUCAGGUACAUCCCUCGUCGGAGUCCAGCAAUCGCCUGCCCACAGUCUGAUCCGCUUUCCUUGGUACAGCUACUAUAUACAAUGACCUAUGAAUAUACUGGAACAAAAAACUAUGGGGGAUGGAGAAAUUCUGAAAAUAUAUUUUGAUUCAACAUGCAAAAAUAGAUAACAUUUUUUAAUUUACUAUUUAUUUAUUAUUUAUAACAUAAUAAAUAAUAUAUUUUUGCUGGAAGCAAAAGUAUCAUCAAGCCGUUAGAGAGCUGUGUGAGAACCGGGUCUGUGGGCCCAAAAACAACAGCUAUCUGUGGCACAAGGGUAUUCCAGGAGAGGAACUCUGAAAUACGGUUUGCAAAAUUGUGUUUACCACUGUAAUGUAUGUUACUCAGAAAACGCAGAAAAAAAAAGA
Messenger RNA from Electrophorus electricus (electric eel), 2401 nucleotides. It is a transcript of the gene b3glctb, whose product is annotated as beta 3-glucosyltransferase b. NCBI's taxonomy places the organism in Eukaryota, Metazoa, Chordata, Actinopteri, Gymnotiformes, Gymnotidae. Gene Ontology annotation, molecular function: glycosyltransferase activity. The record is from RefSeq and is a predicted model, not a curated record. Gene Ontology annotation, cellular component: membrane.